AUGAUAUUAGCCGCCCUGGGAAAGGUUUGCUUUCGCAAAGUAGCUGAUCGGAUCAUCUGCUCGCCCCAUUCGAAGAAGCGGUGGCUAGACGAACUGACCAAACAAAACAGACCCGGGGGGCAUGAAUCGGCAUUUGCGGUAGCUUGUCAAACUGUCACCAGCGCAGAGCAGCAAACAGCGAACAGAGUCGGUAGGAAAAAGGAGAAGACUACUGUAGGCACCAGCAGCAUAGUAAACGGGAAUAGUUUUGUGCGAAAGGAAAUGGAAAGUGUUGUUGAUGUAAAAUUCCCUGUAACAUCCCUGGUACCGAAGAAUGAAACCGGUGCGCUUAGCUUCAUCCGUAUGUACCCGGAGUACGAUGGCCGGGACGUGACAAUCGCUAUCCUGGAUUCCGGCGUUGAUCCCCGGGCAAAAGGUUUAGAGCAAAUUCCCGGCGGAGACGUUAAGGUGAUUGAGCGUUACGACUGUUCCGGGUGCGGCGAUGUGGACACCAGCAAAACGGUCACGGCUAGUCAGGAUGGAACGAUUACGGGUCUGUCGGGCCGCAAGCUGCGGUUAUCUGCCACGAUGAAAUCGAAAAAUAUCGCCGGCUCAGAGUACCGUGUGGGACUAAAGAGCGUGCACGAUCUGUCCCCGUCGCACAUCCGCGAACGUAUAUUGAACGAUCUAAAGUUAAAAACCUGGGACGAUCGGCACAAACAAGCCGUUAGCGAAGCGGCUAGAGAGUUGAGCGAUUUCGAGGCCAAAAAUCCACAGACCGGGCUGAGCGGUAAGGAGAAACUGGUGAAGGAGAAUCUGGAGAGCCAGCUGGAGUUCCUGAACACGUGCGAUAAGAAGUUUGCCGAUCUGAAAACAUCGUACGAUUGUGUGGUGUUCCAGACGAAGGAGGGCUGGAUGGCGGUGAUCGACACUACGGAGAAAGGUGAUCUGGAAAAUGCGGUCCACGUGGUGGAAUAUACCCGAUCACAUCAGUUAGUUAAUCUGGAUGAUUUCCUGUCUGUUUCGAUCAACGUGCACGAUGAAGGAAACGUGCUGGAGGUUGUUGGUGUAUGCUCGAGCCAUGGAACUCACGUUGCUUCCAUUGCCAGCGGCUACCAUCCGGAUGAUCCCGAGCUGAAUGGUGUCGCACCCGCUGCCAAGAUUGUGUCACUAACCAUCGGCGAUGGCCGUUUGGAAUCGAUGGAAACAGGAACGGCGCUUGUGCGUGCCAUUAUCAAGGUGAUGGAGUUGUGUGAAGCUGGUCGUAAAAUCGACGUAAUUAACAUGAGCUACGGAGAACACGGCCACUGGUCGAAUUCGGGUCGAGUCGGUGAGCUGAUGAGCGAGCUUGUAAAUAGAUACGGCGUAGUGUGGGUAGCUUCGGCCGGUAACCAUGGUCCGGCACUGUGCACUAUCGGCACACCGCCCGAUAUCAGCCAGCCGAGUUGCGUUGGUGUCGGUGCAUACGUAUCGCCGGAAAUGAUGGAAGCGGAGUACGCACUGCACCAGAAGCUGCCGGGCAACGUAUAUACCUGGUCCUCGCGUGAUCCCUGCAUCGAUGGAGGGUUCGGUGUGACGGUUUGUGCCCCCGGUGCUGCCAUUGCUUCCGUGCCACAGUUUACAAUGUCCAAGGCACUGCUAAUGAACGGUACCAGCAUGUCGGCACCACACGUAGCCGGUUCGGUGGGGCUGCUGAUUUCUGGCUUGAAACAGAAAGCCAUCCCAUACACUGCCUUCAGCAUCAAGCGAGCACUGUGGAACACGGCGACCAAGAUCGAUUACGUGGACAAGUUCGCACAGGGCAAUGGGCUGUUGAAUGUUGGCAAAGCUUUUGAUCAUCUUACCACGUACUGUGGACUGUUGGAAAACAAACUGCGGUUCUUCGUUACGGUGGGCAAAAACAACGCAAAAGGCAUUCAUAUGCGGCAUGGUGUUCUUACGAAGGUGGAAGACUUUUCCGUCAACAUAGAACCGGUUAUUUUUAAUGAAAAGUACGCGGAUGCAGCAGACAAGAUCAACUUCAACGUGCGGUUAACGUUGAUUCCGACGGAAUCAUGGAUCAACUGUGGCAACUAUCUCGAUCUGUGCUACGCGGCAAGAAAAAUUUCCGUCAAAGUAGAUCCAUCCGGACUGGCGCCGGGUGUGUACCGGGCGAGUGUGAAAGCGUACGAUUCGGCAUGUCCCGCGAAGGGCGUUUUGUUCGAGAUCCCAGUCACGGUGGUGCAACCGCACGUAGUUGAUGCAAAAUCGAAUGAAUUCGUACGCGGCGACUUGCCAGUUGAUUGCAAACCGCACACGCUUAUUCGGGACUUUAUCCUGGUACCGAAAUACGCAACCUGGGCCGUCAUUGAGAUGCGUUCGGCCGAUGCGAACGAUGCCGUGGGUGGUAAAUUUUUCCUACACACGUUGCAGAUCCUUCCGAUGAAGUUCUGUAAGGCGAUGGAGAUGCAAAAAAUUCUGCCAGUUAAUGGUACGACCCCGACGGUGCAGCCCGUUAAGGUGGAGGGUGAUCAUAUAAUUGAAAUUUGUAUUGCCAAGUUUUGGUCCAACUUUGGAACGUUGCCGUUGCGUUAUUCGGUGAAGUUCCACGGAAUUAGCCCACAGAAUGGAUCGGUAAUGCACAGCGCUAGCGGAAUUCAUCGAAUCGAUCUGACCGCUUUGACCUGCGAGGAAGUACACCCGGUAGUAUCGUUAAAAACAGCGGCAAUGGUUUUAAAACCGUCGGAAACUAAGGUCACACCACUGACGGCACGCGAUGUGAUCCGUCCAGCAAGACAGAUCUAUCAGACCCUGAUCACGUACCAGCUGCAUUUAGUGAAGGGCUACGAAGUAGCGUUCUACACGCCAUUAUUCAGCAACAUUCUCUACGAGAGUGAGUUCGAGUCCCAGUUCUGGAUGGUGUUCGACACCAACAAGAUGAUGGUUCGGUGUGGUGAUGCGUACUCUUACUAUAAGUACGAAAAGCUGGAAAAGGGUGACUACACCAUCCGCUUGCAGGUGCGCCACGAGAAGAAAGAGCUGCUCGAGAAGCUGACGGAAGCGAACAUGAUCGUUAACUUCAAGCUAGCCAGCAACAGUCUAUCGGUGGACGUGUACAAAUCGUACAAUCAGGUGCUGUCCGGUGCCAAAAAGAUGACAAGUUGCUUCCUGGCGGCUGGUGUAUGCCGUCCUAUCUACCUAGCACCGGUUCCUAGCGAGAAGCUACAGAAAGCAUCCAUACCACCGCAGUGUUCUUGGCUGGAGGGCAGUAUUACGUACGCGAAGGAGGACAUCGUUAAGAAGUGUGUUUCGCACUGCUUCCAGUACAUACUGACGGAAGGUCCACCAGCAAAGAAAAGUUCGACGGCGGCUGCAAGCGCGACCACUACCGCUACUAACAAUGCUUCGAACGGAAGCAAUCAGUCGAGUGGUGGAGGUUCGAAUGGAUCGGGAACUGUAAUUACCGCUUCGAAUGGUGCUUCUGCUAAUGGUGGGCUGGCGAAUGGAACAGCCGGGAAGGAACCCCGAAGCAAAUGGGAUGAAUAUUGUGAAGGAUUGCGCGAUUAUCAGACGGCACAGAUAGCAAAAUUGGAUUUGGAAAAUGCGGACAAUCUGUAUAACGCGCUGCUGAAGGAGAAUCCCAACCAUCUGGCAGCUCAUUUGGCGAUGGCCGAUCAUUAUGAUAGUAGCGAAUUGAAGCAAAAUCUUCCGUACGCAUUUACGAAGUCAUUUGAUCUGUCCGACUCCGCGCCGGCGACAUUGCUGAAGGUGAAGUUGCUGCGCAUCAUUGAGCUGUCCGGCUUAGUGGUGAAGGAUAUCGAUCAGAAUGCACUGCUUGCGUACUACGGCAUGAAGGUUGAUAAUCGACCAAAUGCAGCCAAGAUUAAAAUUCAAAUGGAUAAACAAAAGCAGCUUCUGCUGGAUGCCUGCCAGCGUAAGUUUGUUGCCUUGUGCAAGUUGAGGGUUUUGCAGAACUUGUUCGAUGCGCAGGACGUGAGUCAACCGGACUAUGCCGAGGAGUUGGAUCAACUGUACGGUGAAGUGGGCAAAUUCAUCGAAUACACCGAUUCGAAGGUACUGUUGUUAACGAUUUGGCACGCAUUUUCUCUCAAGCAGUACGGCCGCAUGGUCAAGUAUUUGAACAAACUGUACGAGGAAAAGCUAAGCCGCGAUGUACUGGAGGAAAUGUUAGCCGUUGUUGAUGAGAAGAAUUGGACGCACGUGUAUCAGCAGCUUUCGAAAAUAAUCGUAUCAUCAAACCCUCAGGGAUAUCGACCAUUCUAA
Anopheles marshallii is the source of this 4242-nucleotide messenger RNA. RefSeq names its product tripeptidyl-peptidase 2 (gene TppII). The record is from RefSeq and is a predicted model, not a curated record. NCBI's taxonomy places the organism in Eukaryota, Metazoa, Arthropoda, Insecta, Diptera, Culicidae. The coding region runs from base 1 to 4242 and encodes 1413 amino acids. The transcript is spliced from 8 exons. Gene Ontology annotation, molecular function: tripeptidyl-peptidase activity; serine-type endopeptidase activity. Gene Ontology annotation, cellular component: cytosol. Gene Ontology annotation, biological process: proteolysis.